GUUUUUACAGAAAGAGGUUGUGUCAACUUCCUUUCCUGAAGAGGAAUUUGCUGUCAGCUCAGUAACAUGGACGCAAUCUAUGAAAAUACAGAUUUCGUAGAUUUAUCAAUCAAUGAAGCCUCUUACUGUAAGGGGGAUCCCAAAGGAGUCCAUCAGAAGAGAAAUGUGACUCAAUCUAAGUAUACUAAAGUUCUUCUGUUGGUUCUCUGCGUCUUUGUUGUUCUUGCUGUUGGUGGUCUCUGUGUUUUGGGGGUCCUGUAUAAUAAUAAUCUUGGAGAUUUUGAAUCACUGCACAUACAACACCAAAGGGCUUUAAUGCAACUGUCAGCUCAAGAGAUUAACGCCACAACCAUGGAAAGUGAACUUCACAAAUUAAAAGCCAAGAACAACAGACUAAGAGCUUCCCUUUAUGAUGCUCAGUCUUGCAAUCUCUCGGUGGAUGGCUGGACAGUUUGGCGUAGGAUGAUUUACUUCAGCACUGAUAAACGAGACUGGUCAAGUAGUCGUGCUGUGUGUGUUUCAAUGGGAGCUGAUCUGGUAACCAUAACCAGCCAAAAAGAACAGGACUUCCUGGUGUCUAAAAUUAAAGAGACUCACUGGAUCGGUCUUAAUGAUCAGGAGACUGAAGGUCGAUGGGUUUGGGUGAAUAACCAAACUCUUGAAGAGACCCGAGUAAAGUUCUGGUACAAGAAUGAACCUGAUAACUGGAAGGUGAUGGAUCCAUCAGGAGAAAACUGUGCCAGUCUGGGAGAUGGCAACGGCAAUCUACACACUUGGUUUGAUGGUUCUUGCAAAAAUAAGAAGAGGUUCAUCUGUGAAAAGAAAUAAUUUACUUCCACAUACAUACUGUAUGAUAUUAAAAAGAUCUCCUUUAUUAAUAUGCAAACAUAAUACAGACACAAUAAUAAAAGACAAAGAAGCGGGUAAGGCAUGUUUUCCAUUCAAGUGUAAAUAAAAACUUAACCAUGUCACUGUCCUGUCUUCUUUGUAAGUGUAUUUUUUGUGUUAUACUGUACGUGACAGGCUUGUGUUAGCUUUUUGUUCUGGUGUCAGGAUCUGAACUGUGUGUUUGUUGUCCUGUGUUGGGUCUUUGUGGUUUGAUGUUAUUUGCUGUCACUGUUUAUUAAAGUUAAGUUUAAUGUG
Misgurnus anguillicaudatus (oriental weatherfish) is the source of this 1143-nucleotide messenger RNA. RefSeq names its product CD209 antigen-like protein C. Lineage: Eukaryota; Metazoa; Chordata; Actinopteri; Cypriniformes; Cobitidae. The record is from RefSeq and is a predicted model, not a curated record.